AGCCCUGUAAAUGAGAGAAGAUUUGCUCUUGAGUGGCUCUGGCUCCUAGCCUCCUCUCUGGAGAUGAGCCCUUUCUUUCCCUCUCCCUCAAAUUGUUGGAUUUUUUCUUUAAUGACCUUCUGAUUCCCUCACCACAACUACAGACCGCUCCCGAGAGCCCGCUGAGUGCAUAAAUCCAUUAGCAACGUCUCCCUUCCAAUGCAAAUAUAGAGCCCGGCUCCUGUUUACAGCAUACCCAUCCCUCAUUAAUAAAUACCAAAUCAACUCCCACAUCACGAGUGACGUGUCUUGGGCCAUCCGUAGGGGACACGGUACCAUUUGCCUCCUUAUUUGGAAGCAGGAGAAGAUGCAGCGAGCUUUUAUAGCUAUCCUCACCCUUUCUCUUGGGACAGCAGGGGCUGCCCCCAGGUACAUCUGCACGUACUACGAUGUCAUCGAGCACCUGAACAUCACCUCCCACAGCAAGCUCCACUCCCACAUACUGCCAAAGACGAACUGGAAGGAGCCUCUGGAAGUGAACAUGGAUUUUAUGCUGAUAGCUAUUCUCUCUGUGGCUGAAAAGCUGCAGACGGUCACUUUUUAUUUCGUGUUGACCUUGGAGUGGAGGAACGCCUUUGCGACUUGGGACCCGCAGGAUUUCUGUAACAUCUCCAAAAUCGUUCUGCCAAUGGAUUCCUACUGGUCGCCCCCCAUCUUCAUUUUAGAACGGGUGAACGAACAGAAGUCGGACUUGGAGUACAUGGUUGUCACGCACAACGGCACCUUCAACACAAGCCAGCCCUUCCAAGUUACCUUAACGUGCAGCCUGAUGAUCCUCAAGUUCCCCUUCGACACCCAGACGUGCAACAUAAGCAUAGCUUCAUUUCUCUACCCAGUAACAGACCUUGUCAUGAAAGUCAAGCGGACACCAGCUGAGAUGAUGAAAAACAGCCAGAGUUACUUCAUAACCGAUGGAGAGUGGAAGUUCACCAACCUGAGCAUCAGUGAAUACAGAGAAGGGCUGGAUGAUGAUGAAUAUCCAGUGAUCAUCUACAAGAUUUCCAUGGAGAGACGACCUACUCUGUAUAUUCUGAACCUGAUCCUGCCAACGUGCGCGCUGUACCUGCUCGAUAUGGCUGUGCUGUUUGGACCCAGCUCUCUCGAGGAGAAAAUCAGCUUCCAGAUUUCCAUCAUCCUGGGCAGCUCCAUGUUAGCCGUGAUUCUCAACAACAUGCUUCCUACUUCCUCCAACGAACCACCCAUAAUAGUGCUGUUCUUUUUGGGCACCUUCCUGCUAAUGAUCAUGGCCGUGUUAGACACCUUCUUCCUGCUGCACCAGCAGCACAAAUCCCUACGCUUCGACAAGGCUCUCGGAAGCAUCCAGCAAGGUGUGCACACCAGGCUGGCAACAGACGCCAACAACCAGGCCAUGAAACCCCUUGCCAAGAAGACCCAGGAAAAAGGGCAGCAAGCCAAGCCCCACUGGAAACCACAGGAGCAGGACCCAGUUCUGCCAGUUCUGGAGAAGGUGCUUCUCUACAGUCACUUAUUCUUGUCACUCUUUUUUUUUGCUGUUAUUUCUAUAAAAUGGAGCAGCUAGGGGCCAGCUCCGUGUUACGCUCAUUCAGUCUUUCUCAAUUUUAUUGUUUCCAAUCUCUCCACUGUCUUGUUUUUUUUCCCCUGCUUGAUUCAUAGAGCUGCAAAUGUUUCAGUUGCCUAAAUUAAAAACCAAACCAGGGCAUAAGA
Oxyura jamaicensis (ruddy duck) is the source of this 1725-nucleotide messenger RNA. RefSeq names its product 5-hydroxytryptamine receptor 3A-like. The coding region runs from base 347 to 1579 and encodes 410 amino acids. Gene Ontology annotation, biological process: chemical synaptic transmission; regulation of membrane potential; signal transduction. The transcript has 9 exons. Lineage: Eukaryota; Metazoa; Chordata; Aves; Anseriformes; Anatidae. The record is from RefSeq and is a predicted model, not a curated record. Gene Ontology annotation, cellular component: neuron projection; synapse; membrane. Gene Ontology annotation, molecular function: transmembrane signaling receptor activity; neurotransmitter receptor activity; extracellular ligand-gated monoatomic ion channel activity.